Dermacentor andersoni is the source of this 7115-nucleotide messenger RNA. Its product is annotated as E3 ubiquitin-protein ligase RNF19A-like. Gene Ontology annotation, molecular function: ubiquitin-protein transferase activity; zinc ion binding. Gene Ontology annotation, biological process: protein ubiquitination. The record is from RefSeq and is a predicted model, not a curated record. NCBI's taxonomy places the organism in Eukaryota, Metazoa, Arthropoda, Arachnida, Ixodida, Ixodidae.
GUUUUUCAAGAUGGUGUCCGGGUGUGCGUGAGUGAACGUUGUAUGCGACGGCUAGUGCAAAAUUUCCAGUGGGUUUGGCUCUCAGGAUGACCCGUGCGGACGCUCCAAAUUGCCAUUCGCAUCGCAUCCAUGUCGGACUUGAAACCUCUGUCUAGAUUCGGCUGACCAGCGGAAGGGCCCACUAGCAACCAACAAUGGCCUCGUCUGCGGGGGCGCCGGGCUCUCCCGAAGGUGGCGGUGUGCUGCCCACCCGGCGCCACCCGCUGGCUGGCGGCCGCUUUUCUCUGCGACGCCUGCUCGGUUCGUCAUCGUCCUUUCUCAACCGGCGCAACUUUGGCCGCUCCUGCAACUCCCCCCACGAUGCCGAACAGGCUGUCCGGCCCCCGCAACGGAUGCCACCACAGCAGCAUAGGGACACGCGGAGGAAUAGCGGCGGCAGCGGUGGUGCAGCGUCUCGGCUGGGUGCCGCCGAGCGCCAGGGCAGCUCGGACACCGAGUCCCUGUGGAGCUGUGGUGGCGGCCUGCUCGAGUGCCCGCUCUGCCUGCUCGAGGCACCGGCCGAGGCGUUCCCACGGCUUGCGUCGUGCACGCACCGGGCCUGCGCCGACUGCCUGCGCCAGUACCUUCGUGUGGAGAUAUCCGAAAGCCGGGUGAACAUCGCCUGCCCCGCCUGCUCGGAGCCCAUGCACCCAAGCGACAUCCGGCGCCUGCUCCAGGACGAGCUCAUGGUGGCCAAAUAUGAGAGCUUCAUGCUGCGCCGCGUCCUCGUCACUGAGCCAGAUGCCCGUUGGUGCCCUGCACCAGAUUGCGGCUACGUGGUGAUAGCGAGUGGCUGUGCCAGUUGCCCCAAGCUGCGUUGCGAGCGUCCCGGUUGCAGCACGGCCUUCUGCUACCACUGCAAACAAGAGUGGCACCCCAACCAGACCUGCGAUGCUGCCCGGGCGCAGCGCGCCUCCAGGCCCGCUGCCCAGGCCGGCUCGACCCUCGGGUUCCCUCAUGAUGAGGGCCUGCAGCGGGACGACAUCAAGCACUGCCCCUGCUGCAAGGUGUUCAUCAUCAAGAUGGACGACGGGUCGUGCAACCACAUGACGUGCCGCCUGUGCGGCACCGAGUUCUGCUGGCUGUGCAUGAAGGAGGUGUCGGACCUGCACUACCUGAGCCCCUCAGGCUGCACCUUCUGGGGCAAGAAGCCCUGGAGCCGCAAGAAGAAGAUCCUCUGGCAGCUGGGCAUGCUCGUCGGCGCACCCGUCGGCAUUGCCCUCAUCGCGGGCAUUGCUGUGCCCGCCAUCGUCAUCGGCAUUCCCGUCUGGGUUGGACGAAAGCUGCACUCCAAGUACGACCUGCGCACCACGAGCCGCCUCAAGCGGAAUUUCGUGGUGACAAGCGGUGUGGUGGCCUCGUUCCUCGUGUCUCCGAUCAUCGCCGGCAUUGCUGUCGGCAUCGGCGUCCCCAUCCUGCUGGCCUACAUCUACGGGGUCGUUCCAGUGUCCCUGUGCCGUUCUGGUGGCUGCGGCGUCACCACUUCGGCGUCGGGGGUCCGCAUCGAGUUUGACGAGGAAGGCGAAGGCGUGGGCGGGAUCGGCAGCGGGUCCGUUGGGGUCGCGGCUGACGGUGCAAGCGUGGACACUGCUGGGGGCAUUGCCCCGGCCAGCAUUGGCGAAGCGGCCUCCCUGGGGAUGUCGGGGGGCAGCCCCAGCCUCGGCUCGCACCUGGACACGGUGGCAGGCGCAUCAAACACGGCGAUUGCUGGCCACUCUCUCACGGGAAGCAUCGCCUCGGCCAGUGCCCACUCCCACCGGCUGGAAGUCCAGGCGGAGGUGUCAUCGAACAAGCGCUUCAGCCUGAGCAGCCACAGCGAGACGGCCUCGGCCACAGUCAGCCUCAGCGAGCGCUCAGCCAACAUGUCUGGCGUUGCGGACGACGCCGCCAGCACCCGAGCCCUUGCAGGUUCCAUCGUUGGAUACAGGGAAGGCACUCUGUCGGCGCCCGUGGAAGUGCACGUUGACCCCUCGGAAGAGUCGGACUACUGUCGCCAGUGCCGCAUCACUCACCGGCCUUGCUGCCCCAAUGCCCUGCCCUCCAAUCCGCUGCAACAGUCGCCGCACUGCGAGUGCCUCGACACUGCCAGCGUUACCAAAGUGCAGAUUGAGUGAGAGAGAGAGAGAGGAGGAGACGGCAGCAGCAUUGCCAGUUUGCCCCCCAUCGCCGUGUCAUGCUCUGUCAUCAUUGGCACACCUGGCGAUGGGCAGCGUGUUGGCAGCUCUCGGCCACCAAGCUGCGGCAUCGCGGAGCGCCGUCUUUGAAGCACGAAUCUUGGGACGGGCCAAAAACAACGAAACUGUCAGAUGGCUCCAGCUUCUUGUGCAUGAUCACUGUUUUGCUGCAGCAGGGUGAGCGGGGCUGUUAGAAUGCGCAUUUCCUUGUGUCACUCGUGUAACAUUAGCCAGACAGCGGCAUGCGACUGUGGUUGAUGUAUGGAACACUUUCCACGCUGGUCGGUCAGUGCACGGUGUGUUGUGGAACGGAGUCUGGACAUGCCUACCUGACCCAUUAGUUACUGGCCAAAGCUCGUUUGCCAGGGUGCAUAGCGCCAUGGAUUGCGGAAGCUGCCGCAUUCCUCUUGAUGUCAUGAAGAGCAAGUCAUCAUUGUGGGCCCAGAGUCCAGCUCGAGCACAGCUUGCAGGAUAUUGUGUGUCACUCAACCUCUGCAGCCGCAUUUACUCCGGCUGUCUGUCUGAAGAACACCCUGUACUGCUUGAGAACAAAAGUGGAAUUCCGUACCUUUAGAGUUUCCCAGACGAAAAGUGGCUGUUUGGAAUUCUGUGGCAAUGAAAGUGGCAAAGCUAGUACACAGAGCAUUUUUCGUUGGUGUCAUUGUGCUUAUGUGUGCGCAGUUGACAUGGUCUGUCAUAGGUUCACAGCCUCUCGGACCUUUAUCAGGCGUGUCAUUGCCUGGAGCGCAUGAGACUGGCAGUUCUGUCGCAGUGGUUCUGCUCUAGUUGUGCAGUGCAGAAGACUGAAAAAAAAAAGCAUGUAUUUCCAGAUAAGCGAAGGCUGUCACUGCUAAGCAGACAAGCAAAACGCUAGGAUUAUGGCUCACAUGGCAAGUCUCACACGUCGUGGUGCACGCCAACUGACCGACUUUAGGUAUACAGCAGGCAACACGUUGAAUUGGUGCUAAUGGUGCAUUCAACCCUGCAAGCUUGAGCGAAGAGAGAAAGAACACCAGAGGAAAGGAGUUGUGUGUAAAGCGCUGAUGCUGCCAGUGUUGUAUAAAAACUGGUGACUGCUUGCUUGCACGCAUGAAGCUGCGCCAUCUGUAGUGCCAGUUUUAAAUGUGCUCCUGGAUGACUUUGCCAUGUUAUGUCCCCGGCAUUGGUGGUUUGUCAAAGAGAAAUGUGCCAAGUGUGCCAGCUGACAAGACUGUCCAACGCACCACAGUCGGCGGUGGCUCCGGCGAUUCAGAGUUUCGUUCAGCUAACAUCUGGUGCUGUUCACAGUGUCGGGAUGGACCGGCGGGUUUCUAGCACGCCGACUACGGCAGACGGCUUUGUCCGACAGUUGCAGGCACGUUUCAGCCGUGUCUUUUGAGACAGUGCAUGGGCAGCCCUCCCAAACAAGCGAGGUCGCUGCCUGUCAACUUGCUUGAUCAUCACAUCUCCCAUAGUAUGAGCAAGACUGGAGAAAAAAAAAACAACGUUUUUGCCGUUCAAGGUUAUAGUCAUGAAUGUGUUCCGGACGUAGUGUCAUCACCCGACAUAGAAAUUUGUUGGAAACUCUACAGAUGUAUAUUCAAGUGUAUCGACAUGAGGCAUAGCGUGUGCGUUACAGUGGCUGCUACUGUUGCUGGCCGCUGUAUGUGUGUGCCGUGUGUCUUUUGCCAUGGUAAGAGUGAUUCUUGUGCGUUGCCUCCUCUUGCAAUGUUUGCGUAGCUUUUUUUUCCUUGGCUGAGAAAAAGAAAACUGUUCCAAUGAAGAAACAUGUCGGUUGUUUUGUACAGUGUAUAAAAAUUUGUUGGUUGUUUGGUGCUUCCAGUGUUUAAUUAUGGCAGCCAAACUGACUGUGCUGCAGCCGAUUUUGUUUGUUUUUGCAAUAAGCGCGCGUUGAUACUUUGCCGAUGCUUGUCUUUAUCGAUUCUUGCACUGCGUAGUACUUUAGCUCCUCUAGUACAUUUCUUUUGUUCACUCUAUUGAGUGAUAAGUGUCUCUUGCUGUCUUUCUCUGGCCACCUUUAGUGACCAACUUGCUUGAUGUCAUAUCUUGUCUCCUCUCUUCCAUUGGUCCCCAGUUCCUUACAUAAUUUAAAAUUCCUCUUCAAGUGAAAAAGAGCUUGGGCUGUGGCCUAUCUGUAGGUGACCAGUCUUGAGUGGUGUCUAGUUGUGUGCUCAAGUGCUCAACGCGUCACGUUUUCCCACCACUGCAUUCUCAAGGGUGCGGCUGUGAGGUGAGCCCGCAGCCUACACCAACGUUUGCCAACUGUCAUGUUACUAUAGUCCCAACGGCAAAACUAGGCUCGCUAUCCAAGUUGCAUUGUGUGUCGCAGAUGCCAAUUUCACGUUUGGCUGUUGUGGAUUCACCAGUUCUUUCUGCCAGUUUGACGACUCGGAUAUUUGCUCCAGAUGUACAUCUUACUUGGGUCAUUCAGUAAUUUGUUGCACAGCCCUCUGUGCCGUAAAGUGCCAUAAGUUUUGAGUUUUUAACCUCGCAACUUGUCAGAUAACAUUCAGGGAGCUUGGCAAACUGUGCGAGAUUACUCCUCUGCUGUGUUGUAUCUUGGUACGCUGGCAGUACAAGUGUCAAUUGGAAGCCUCCUGGUUGCUUUUGUUCCUCAUCAGCAUUGACUGAUAAUUGUUCCAUAAAAGAGUAACUGUGUGGAAAUUUUUUGUCCCAUACAAGCGCAUGAGGUACAGAGGUGAGCAACUUUGUCUAGAACGUGCCAUCUAACGUUAGCCACUGGGUUCGAGAUAGGUGCCCGCUGUGCAUGCGUGGCAAAAAGAGCCGGGUGCCUGCUCAUCGCUUCCUUCUUCCAGUUCUCACCUUGUGUGUUCGCUUCCCACCACAGGGGCCAUGCUGCAUGUCUAUGUGGCAUUAAUAUGACAUUGCCACGGCGGCCAGUGCAGCGCCGUACCACCAUGUUUUACACAUGUAACCAGGCGGCCAGGCAAGUAAGCGCGAGUGAUGGUAGUUGACCGUGCACUUUUGCAUACGCACCACGCUCACCGGCCGUGUUGUCUGUUCGCCUGUCUUUGCACUGCGUGUUAGCAAGGAUGGAUGGCGCAUUUUGUACCUGUACGGAACGGCGAGCUUGCCAGCUCUGCAAAAACGCGCGGUCACCCGCCAUCACUUGCGCGCGCUUGCCUGACCGCCAUGGCAAUGUCAUAUCAAUGCCACAUAUACAUGUAGCACGGCCGUGGCAGCGGGAAGCAAAAACACAAGGUGGGAACUGGAACAAGGAAGCAAUGAGCAGGCUCUUUUUGGGGCGCAAGCACAUUGGGCACCUAUCUCGAACCCAGUGGCGAACGUUUAGGCGGUGCUGCCUUGCUACACAGAGCCCCGGCAGCACGUUCUAGACAAGGCUGCUCACCUCUGUACUUGCUGCAAGCCAGCACUUUUCGCAGACCUUUUCCUGCAUCUAUAGCUGGCGAUCUGUUCCAGUUUGCUUCUUUUUUUUCUUGGGCAUUGAAUCAUUGUUAAAAUGCUUUCAUUUUUGGCCAAGCUCGGUCACUUUUGCACACUCUGGUGGCGUCGCUGUACUAUCGUGUUAAUGUCACCAAAUAUCUUGUCAUGCAUGUUGUUCUCUGCGAGUGUUUCACGUUGCAGUCAGAUGAAAGGGAUACAUUUGGGCCGUUUGCACGUGGGAAACUGUGUGCAGGCCGAACACUUUCGCAAAAGCCUGUUCAGUGCCCAUGCUUUACAGCUCCACGGUCGCAGUUACGCCAUAGUGCGUGCGGUGGCUGUGGGGCUUGCAGUAUCACGAAAAAUAAGUGUCAUUGGUUAAGACUGUACGACUUUUACGGCAUUAGCCCAAGGUAGGCAGAUGGCUCUGUGGCUUAUUGGUGGUUUCCUGGCAGUCUGAGCACAAGGCCUUGCUCUUGCUUGUUGUACUAUCAGAAUGAAUGAAAUACAGUAUUAGGUGUCGUGGGUUCCAUGAUAAAAGUUCAUACCUGCAGCUAGUAAUAUGGUGCAGUAUGGUUUUGGUUGCACCUACGCUAGGCUGCAAUUCUAAAUUCAAAAAGCUGCACGCCUCGACUGCAGAAAACUCUGCCUUCACACAGACUGUACACCUUGUAACUUCGGCACCUAGGAUACAUUUUGUCUAAGAGUUCUUGGGCCAUUGCAAGCAUUACCAGUAAUGACGUUGGUUCCUGCAGUGGGAUUCACUUAGUAUCUUCAAUGCUCCAGAAACAUUUUGGUGCAAGAACUCUUUCACGACUUUGAAGUGAAUAGAGAUGUGCAGGAGUUGCACUGCUUAGCAGCAGCUAUGGUUAGGCAUGCAUUUGCCUCGGAACUCUUGGUCUGAACAAUAUGUUUGCUCUCUUCUUGUGAACAAAUUGGAACCAAGAAAUUUCCAGCAGAAAAUAAAAAAUAAAAAAGAACUGAAGGAACUAAAUGAUGAAUGUUGUUUCGGGCAUAAGUAUUGUCCAUGUUUGUUUGUCUUUCAUUCGUACCAUAUGGCCCUGGGCGAGACCUUCCGAGUUGGGGUGGUGACUGGUGCGUGCUCGUGGCUGUGGACUUUGCCCGAAAGCGCCUGUGUGUCAUACUCUUAUGUGGAGAGACAGCGAACUGCCCUGGCUGGGAAGCUGUACCCCGAGGAGGCUGUCCUCGUGCCCUCCUCCAUAUGAAGGGUGUACGAAUAUCUGUUGUAUAACCUAAUGUUUGUAUUCUUGUACAGCCAUGGCUUGUAUGGAACAUGCAAAGGGAAGACAACUGCCAAUCUACUGUGGCGCCCCCCUUUCGCCAUUCUACUGUGGCAGGAGAGGGCUGGGGGGGGAAGGUCACAUUGAUGUACAAAGCUGGUUACCCGCAGGCUCUGUGGUGCGCGUGCGUGUACACUGUGCGUGUGUGUGUAUUUAUAAUUGAAAUUAAACGAAUAAAAUUGCUAUUUCCACGGACAAA